AAAAAUAUUCAAGUCUCCGUGUAACGCUGGUCGCACGGCCAAGGUGCACUGCGUGCAAGAGAGUGAAGGGUUAAAACCACCGAUUUUUCCCUCUUUCUCUCUCUUCCCCCCUCUCCUCUCCUCCUUUCAGGGGAGGGUCUGCAAAACCAUUGGAUCCUUAAGAGGUGACGUACCCUAUAUGAAAACCUAAUAACUAGUUGAGAAGCUGCAACAACUUUGGAAAAAGGCGUGUGGGGAGAGAGCGUGUGGAUGUGCUACAAAGUUGCCGAGAGGAAGGAGAGGGCAGCGUCUGAGUAAUUCUACGGUUCUGGAGCGCUGGUCAUUUUAACCAGGCAGCAGCAAGGAGAGAGAGGGAAAGAUGGUUCAGCAAACUGCAGGGAUUGAGACGGAAAGCAGUUUGUCCCGGGAAGCCACGGAUUGCGAGGAGAAUGAGUUUAUUGCCUGUAGCCCCUCGGCGACUUGCGACGGGACGGACGAGCGGGACCCGGACUGGUGCAAGACGGCGAGUGGUCACAUUAAGCGUCCGAUGAACGCCUUCAUGGUGUGGUCGAAGAUCGAAAGGAGAAAGAUCAUGGAGCAAAGUCCUGACAUGCACAACGCCGAGAUCUCCAAGCGGCUGGGCAAGCGCUGGAAGAUGCUGAAGGACGGUGAGAAGAUUCCGUUCAUUCGGGAGGCAGAGAGGUUGCGGCUCAAGCACAUGGCUGAUUACCCCGAUUACAAGUACCGACCCCGCAAGAAGCCCAAAACCGAGGCGGGCAGGCAGCAACAGCAGCAGCACAACCUCUCGCCCGACAAGACUCAGAACAAGAGCGCCAAGCACUCUGCGAAGAAAUGCAACGCUGGCGGCAAAAUCAAACCUCACAGAUCCUCCUCCUUCUCUCAGGGUAAGUCAUGUGGCGAGCAGCCGUGCGAGGACUUCGUCUUCGGCAACCUGAAGGGUAACAAGACGGUGAGAAGCGUCUUCGGCAGGGGCAGUCAGGACGCUCUGCAGGGCAGGCUGCACGGAGGCGGAGGAGGAGAGGAGCCGAGCCCCAGGCGGGCCAGCGUGGCCGCCGUGCCGGCCAGCCCGACUCUGGGCUCGGCGGCCGAGUCACUGGAAGGGGCCAGCAUGUACGAGGAACUGGCCGCUGGCUGUGGCUGCCCAUCGGGCAGGGGCAACAGUCGAGCCGAGUCGUCAGAAACAAAACAAGGUAGCAGGAGGUGCGCCCAGCCUAGAGCAAGCUCACCCGGCUCCAGCCGCUCGGGUUCCUGCAGCUCGGGCGAGGAAGGGACGGACGAUUUACUGGGAGACUUCAGCAUGAACUACUCGCCUCCCGCCGGCAGUAACGGCAGCAGCUUGGAGCCGUUCAGCUCAGGGAACCUCAGCCUGUCGCUGGUGGAUAAGGACUUGGACUCGUACAGCGAAGGCAGCUCAGGGUCACACUUUGAAUUCCCGGACUAUUGCACCCCCGAGCUCAGCGAAAUGAUCGCCGGUGACUGGCUGGAGGCUAACUUCUCCGAUCUCGUCUUUACGUACUGAUUUUUUUUUUUAAUUUUGAUUUUGUUUUCCGUUUUUAAAAAAGAAAGACUCGAUUGUUUUAUAUUAACAGAAAUGCCACCGUAAUAAGACUGGCCAGGUCCGAUCUGCUGUUCGUGGGAUCUUUUUCUUCCCGUGUGUGGUGUGGGUGGGAGGGUGGAUGUGGCUAUAAAGAGGCACAAAACCAGUGGAAAACGUACAAACUUCGUGAUUGGAAAUAUUAAAAGAAAACUAUGUGGAAAAGAUACACAAAAAAAAAACAAAACUGAUGGGAAAUCGUGGGCUGGACUUCUGCACAACCCUUUUGGCGGCAAACCUUUAUCAGUUUUCCAAAUCCUCCACUUAAAGGGACCACUACCCGAGAGAACUUGAGAGUUAGAGCUGUGAACACUUCUGCAGAGUUAAUGAACAAGAGGAGAGAAAUCCAGGCUUGUACAUGAACAAUUUGUCUUAAGCCAAGAUGCUGACGUUAAUUUGAUGCGUUGUACUGUUUUAUCCGUGUGUUGUAUAUGCCAAUAAGACUGUUUAUGCUCUAUUAUUUUUUGUUCCCUCAAUACCUCUUUUUAUCACUUAACACAGGCAGUAUAGACCUCAGAAUAUAGAUUUUUUUAUACAUGCAGACCUCAAGACUUUUUAAAACUAAGAAAAAGAAUACUAAAUAUUUUCACUUGUAUUUUUCUACAGCUAAAGGGAACCUGCUCGCUGUGAUUGUCCAGUGAGAAUUUCUGGCACUUCCUUUAUUUUGUUUUUUUUUUCUCUUUAUUUUCCCCUCUCCCCGUUUAGCAUGCGAACGUUGGUACAGUCCUGCUUUAAGGAUUCAAAAACUUUUUUGGGAGAACAAAAUCCUUACAUCAAUGCCUUGUGAUUUUAAAUCUGCAAGUGCUCAGUCUUUUGUACAGUUGUAGAUUUAGAUUUGUUGAAUAUUUGUAGGUAAGAGGAAAAUUUAUUGAAACGACGUGAGAUAGAAGCUGAAUUGUUUUAGUGAGACUACAUGUACUGUAUAUUAUACUGUAGGAAUCUUGUGUAAUCAUACGCUGUUUAAUGUGGGAUAAGUCCCGAUGACAGGUGUGAAACUGGAGAAUUUUUAACACGGCACAUGUGAAAUUUUAAUACAUUUCUGUGCAAUAUGAACUACAGAUCAUCUGCACAUUAUUUUGUCGCAAACUUAUGAACUAAAACAGACGUGUGCACUGUAAUCAUCGCCUGUCUUGAUGCUAAGAGUCUGUAUCUGGGAGGAGGGGGGUAAAAUAAAGAAAUCAGCUGGAACUGAUAGUAACAGAGAAAUUGUCAUGCAUUUAAAUGGAAUGUUUAAGCCUAUCCACUCACUUAAAAACCUGCAGGGUUUUGGGAGGAGGGAGCAGGGAAACCUGCUUGUGCAACCUCCGCCCAUAAAAAAAGAUGGCAAUAAA
Molecule: messenger RNA, 2925 nt
Organism: Mobula hypostoma (lesser devil ray)
Lineage: Eukaryota; Metazoa; Chordata; Chondrichthyes; Myliobatiformes; Myliobatidae
Product: transcription factor SOX-11-like
Exons: 1
Coding region: 359-1519 (386 amino acids)
Biological process (GO): cell differentiation; positive regulation of transcription by RNA polymerase II; anatomical structure morphogenesis
Molecular function (GO): DNA-binding transcription activator activity, RNA polymerase II-specific; RNA polymerase II cis-regulatory region sequence-specific DNA binding
Source: RefSeq, a predicted model, not a curated record